This is a messenger RNA of Panicum virgatum (switchgrass), 1552 nucleotides long. Its product is annotated as bifunctional nitrilase/nitrile hydratase NIT4. Gene Ontology annotation, molecular function: nitrile hydratase activity; nitrilase activity. Gene Ontology annotation, biological process: detoxification of nitrogen compound. The transcript is spliced from 5 exons. Bases 210 to 1307 code for a protein of 365 amino acids. NCBI's taxonomy places the organism in Eukaryota, Viridiplantae, Streptophyta, Magnoliopsida, Poales, Poaceae. The record is from RefSeq and is a predicted model, not a curated record.
AAGAAAAACAGAAAAGCCUAGAAGCGUCGUGAUAGAUCGUUCCUCUUCCAGUUCCAGUCUUCCCUCCCCCUCGCCUCGCCAAUCCAAAAAUCCAAGAGAAACCACGCACGCGAACAAGGCACAACGACCCCGUGCUCCCCUGAGCUCGUCCCCCCACUUCCGCGUUGACCCCGAGCAAGCGGCAGUAGCAAGCCUCUCCGCCCACACUGAUGGCUCUGGUGACCUCGGGCUCGGGCGCCGGGCCGGUGAUCAACGAGGUGGAGAUGAACGGCGGCGCUGACCCGAGCGCGACCACCGUGCGCGCCACCGUCGUGCAGGCCUCCACCGUCUUCUACGACACCCCCGCCACUCUGGAUAAAGCAGAGAGAUUGAUAGAAGAGGCUGCCGGGUAUGGUUCACAGUUAGUUGUGUUUCCGGAAGCUUUCAUUGGAGGCUAUCCUCGAGGAUCCACUUUUGGUUUUGGGAUCAGUGUUAGUAUUUCUAAUCCAAAAGACAAGGGAAAGGAAGCAUUCCAGAGGUAUCACGCAGCUGCUAUAGAUGUGCCUGAAGGACCUACAGGUCCAGAGGUGACACGCUUGGCUGCUAUGGCUGGAAAAUAUAAGGUUUUCUUGGUGAUGGGGGUGAUUGAAAGGGAAGGUUAUACACUUUAUUGUUCAGUGCUCUUCUUUGAUCCUCUUGGCCGUUAUCUGGGUAAGCACCGCAAGCUCAUGCCUACAGCAUUAGAGAGAAUUAUAUGGGGUUUUGGAGAUGGAUCGACAAUUCCUGUUUAUGAUACUCCACUUGGAAAGAUUGGGGCCCUUAUUUGCUGGGAAAAUAAAAUGCCACUUUUGAGGACAGCGCUUUAUGCUAAAGGUAUUGAGAUAUAUUGUGCCCCCACUGCUGAUUCCAGGCCUGUUUGGCAAGCCUCCAUGACGCAUAUUGCCUUGGAGGGUGGAUGCUUUGUCUUGUCAGCAAACCAAUUCUGCUGCAGAAAGGACUAUCCUCCCCCACCGGAGUACGAGUUUGGUGGUUUAGGUGAAGAGCCCUCUGCAGACACUGUUGUUUGCCCUGGAGGCAGCGUUAUCAUCUCUCCAUCUGGAGAAGUCUUGGCAGGUCCCAACUACGACGGAGAGGCGCUGAUUACAGCCGACCUUGAUCUGGGAGAAAUUGUUCGAGCCAAGUUUGAUUUCGACGUGGUGGGCCACUACGCUCGACCUGAGGUCCUGAGCUUGGUCGUGAAUGACCAGCCACAGCUCCCUGUGUCCUUCACUUCUUCAGCUGAGAAAACUCCAGCAAUGAAGAGUGAUAGCAGUGCUAAGUCUUACUGAUUGACUAUGACCCGACCAUGAACCGAACCAAUAGCUUGGUGGCUGGUAGGGUCUGUCUUGGAUGGGAGUUGUAACUUUUGAACUCGUAUCUCUCUUUAGUGAAUGUAUAUAGGAAGGUGGAAAACAUGGCAGACGCACCUAGUGUUCCUUGUUGCUUGUAAAGGAAUGCACAGCGUCUCAAUGAUAAACAACGUCUAUGCAGGUUGUGCCCUCUCAACAAAGUAGUCCUCGCAGCUGCGUGUUCA